AUCACUACUUAGUUAACCUUCACUGGCUACUGUGAUCUAGCACUAGCAGAGAAGUAUCAAGGCAAAUGCUGUUUUUAUGGUAGAGGUACGAACCUGGACCGGGACGUCCAGGGAUGGCUUCCAAAACUAAAUCAAGAGUUGUGGGGAGUGUUCCAGGAUGACUGCAGCGACCGUGGACGCAGCUCAGUGGGAGAGCCUUUAAGCCGCAGGGAAACCAGCAUCUGCCGAGACCUAGGAAGUGAGAGAGGGUGGUGGGGAUGGCUGCCAGCUGGGGGAGCAUCUUGCAGGAUGAGAAGCAGCUUGAAGAGUUGGCACAGCAGGCCAUAGACCGAGCCUUGGCUGAGGGCGUGUUGCUGAGGUCUGCACAGAAUCCCAGCUCCUCGGAUGUGGUGACCUACGCCCCGUUCACGCUCUUCCCCUCACUAGUGCCUAGUGCUCUGCUGGAGCAGGCCUAUGCUGUGCAGAUGGAUUUCAACAUGCUGGUGGAUGCUGUCAGCCAAAACCCGACCUUCCUGGAGCAAACUCUGUCUAGCACCAUCAAAAAGGAUGACUAUACGGCCCGUCUCUUUGAUAUCUACAAGCAAGUCCUGAAAGAGGGCAUUGCCCAGACUGUGUUCCUGGGCCUGAAUCGCUCAGAUUACAUGUUCCAGUGCAGCGCAGACGGUUCCACAGCCCUGAAACAGAUCGAAAUCAACACGAUCUCUGCCAGCUUUGCGGGCCUGGCCUCCCGAACUCCUGCUGUGCACCGACAUGUUCUCAACGUCCUGCAAAAGACCAAAGAAGCUGCCAAGAUCCUCUCCAAUAAUCCCAGCAAGGGACUAGCCCUGGGGAUCGCCAAAGCCUGGGAGCUCUAUGGCUCAGAUAAUGCUGUGGUGCUGCUGAUCGCGCAAGAGAAAGAAAGGAACAUAUUUGACCAGCGUGCCAUAGAGAAUGAGCUGCUGGACAGGAACAUCCAUGUAAUCCGACGAAGAUUUGAAGAUGUCUCUGAAAGGGGUUCCCUAGACCAAAACCGAAGGUUGUUUGUGGAUGGCCAGGAAGUUGCUGUGGUUUACUUCCGAGAUGGCUACAUGCCCAGUCAGUAUAAUCCACAGAACUGGGAAGCACGCCUACUGCUAGAGAGAUCAUGUGCUGCCAAGUGUCCAGACAUUGCCACACAGCUGGCUGGGACUAAGAAGGUGCAGCAGGAACUGAGCAGGGCGGGCCUGCUGGAAAUGCUGCUCCCAGGCCAGCCUGAGGCUGUGGCCCGCCUCCGGGCCACCUUUGCUGGCCUCUAUUCACUGGACAUGGGUGAAGAAGGGGACCGGGCCAUUGCUGAAGCCCUCGCUGCUCCUAGCCACUUUGUACUGAAGCCCCAGCGAGAGGGUGGAGGUAAUAACCUGUAUGGGGAAGAAAUGGUGCAAGCGCUGGAGCAGCUGAAGGACAGCGAGGAGAGGGCCUCCUACAUCCUCAUGGAGAAGAUUGAACCCGAGCCUUUUGGGAACUACCUGCUGCGGCCUGGCAGCCCUGCCCGAGUGGUCCAGUGCAUCUCAGAACUGGGGAUUUUUGGAGUCUAUGUCAGACAGGGAACAACACUUGUGAUGAACAAGCAUGUGGGGCAUCUGCUUCGAACCAAAGCCAUUGAGCAUGCAGACGGAGGUGUGGCAGCGGGAGUAGCAGUCCUGGACAACCCCUACCCUGUGUGAGGGCACGCCUGACUUCACUCAAGAGACCUUCUACCCUGUACUUGGCAUUCCUCUCCUAAUUCCUGAGGGGCUACUCCAGUCCCCACCUUAGGGAAGCUUGUCUCUUCCAUAGACCUCCAGGGUCUUCAGGGAAGGGAAAAUCCUGGGCACCUUCUCUCAGCCUUCCAUCUGAGGACAGAAAAGCUAUGAUUCCAUUAGAAGAGUGCUGGAGGUCCCCAGAUCUUGGAGUGUGGAGGAAGCUGCUCGAGGUAAAGGCCGUAGCCCUGCAGAUCUUCAUUACCCUCUCAUGAACCUUUCCGGGGGUUCUAGUGCCUGACUUGGGGUAGGACUAAGUGACAGGAGGAAGGGGCUAGAACAGCAUAGACUUUCCCCAGCUCUGCCCUCAAUAAAGCAACGAUGCUGAUUCAACAA
Peromyscus leucopus (white-footed mouse) is the source of this 2093-nucleotide messenger RNA. It is a transcript of the gene Gss, whose product is annotated as glutathione synthetase. Lineage: Eukaryota; Metazoa; Chordata; Mammalia; Rodentia; Cricetidae. Bases 258 to 1682 code for a protein of 474 amino acids. Gene Ontology annotation, biological process: glutathione biosynthetic process. The transcript has 13 exons. Gene Ontology annotation, molecular function: glutathione synthase activity; ATP binding; glutathione binding. Gene Ontology annotation, cellular component: cytosol. The record is from RefSeq and is a predicted model, not a curated record.